Molecule: messenger RNA, 2040 nt
Organism: Pseudogymnoascus verrucosus
Lineage: Eukaryota; Fungi; Ascomycota; Leotiomycetes; Thelebolales; Thelebolaceae
Exons: 3
Coding region: 161-1831 (556 amino acids)
Molecular function (GO): metal ion binding
Source: RefSeq, a predicted model, not a curated record
UCUUUGACAACAUUAGAGGCGUUUAUACGUUUUGAUGUCCUUUUGCGAAUUGCAGCUCUCAUAAUAUCUCACGUUUUACUGUUUGUGUUUAAUAUGGCUUUUUAUUAUGCUGUUUGUCGGACAAAGUGAACCCUUCCCAGAAGACUAAGCAACAGGAACAAUGGCUAUUUGCAGGUUCUGGGGGAAGGGGACAUGCAAGAACGGGAAUAAUUGUCGAUUUGAGCACAUUGGCCCUCCUGGCCAAGAAGUAGCCGGAGGCGGCGGCGCACCUGGUCGCAAUCCUUUCAACGCGGUCGCAAGCAAUGUCAACCAAGGAUACGGAGGACAGUCUACGUUUGGAGCCAGGCAGCCGCAAGGGCAGAGCAGCUUUGGAAGGGCACCGGAUACCCGUGGUCGUGCGCCAACAGGUCCUCAACCAGGACAGCAAGCGCAGCCUCCAUACCUUCUAGGCAAGGAUGCAAUGAUCACAGAUCUGUCGACUGAACUGCCACAAUGGAUCCUAUCAGCCUAUGGACCGGGCCUGAAGGCCCCUAUACAACUUUUUGGAGGAGAGGAGAGAGAGAAGAGUUUCGAAGAAAUGCGAUUGAAUCAUUAUGCGCUUCGAGCGCAAGGGCAAGAAGCUCUGGCUGCGCAACAGCAGGACGAAUUGAUUCAGAAGGCAGCAGCACAAAACCAGAACGCCCUGCACAACAUCGACGCUGCCCUGACGUACGUUCUCCGUGGUGAGAAUGAACAUCCAAACCGACUGGAUAUUGUGGAACAGUAUACAAAGGGGCUCAUAAAUCCCACACAACCUAUGGCUCCGUUGGGCGCAAACAUCCCCGCAGUGAACCCUCUGGGACAACCCAGUCAAAUUCCACCGGCGAGCGCAUUCGGUGCAGGCCAGUCGAUUCUAGGACAAGCUCCGAAUCCGCUUGGAGGGCAAGGUGCUUUCGGCGCUCCAGCUCCGGCAUUUGGGCAACCAGGGCUAGGGUCCAAUCCUCAGGCGUCACAGCCCUUUGGCGCGCAGGCACCUGUACAACCACCACAACCCAGCCCCUUUGGACAGCAACCUCAGCCAGGCGGCAUUGGUGCAUUUGGUCAGCCUGGAGGCUUUCAGCAAAACGCACCUAACCCUUUACUUGCACAACAACAAUCCCAGGGCGCCUUUGGACAACCGCAGGUCCAGCAGCCUACCCAACCAAGUCCAUUUGGACAACCGCAGGUUCAGCAGCCUGCUCAACCAAGUCCGUUCGGACAGCCACAGGCUCAACAACCUGCCCAGCCAAGUCCAUUCGGACAACCUGCUGCGCAGCCCGCGAGCGGUUUCUCUACGGGAGCAAGCCCCUUCGGCGCACCCACCGCUCCCUCUGGCUUCCAACAGGGCGGCGCGCAACCUUUUGGAGCUGCUCCUCCCAGCAAUAUUCAGGCACCAAACCCAUUCUCGCCAAUUCCUCAGCAGCAAGCUGCCCAGGGCCAGCAAUCCGGGUUUCCUGCCGCUGGUGGUCAAGUCGCCGAUCCUAGCCCUUACCCGCCCGGCUCGAGCGCCCAGCAUCCGCACCCGUCAACUUACAGUGCACGAGAUGCUUCCAACCGCAUAACAAUGUUCAAGGGUAGACCUGUGGUAUACAAAGAUAACCAGCCGGGAUUCCAGAACUCUGAUGGGAGUUGGGAAAAGAUAUGGUUUCCGAAUGGGCCUCCGGGGUAUUAUAGUGCGACAGAGCUGCCGGAGGAGGGGUAUGAUCAAGCGACGAAAGAAGCCUAUGAGAAACUUAGGCAGACGGGAGAAUUGGAAGGAGGGAAACUGCCGCUAUUACCGCCGCGGAGGGAGUGGUCGAAAUGGGAUUUCUAGAAAUACAGGGAGGGACAAAGAAUAUAUAUAUAGCAUGGGACGGUGUCCGGUUGUGGAUAAUACUGUUGGAGUUCGGUUUUUUAGAGAAGUCAGGUUAAAGUGGGAUGGAGGAUCAUCCUUGGGCUACAAUGAGACUCCUAAGUCACGGCACAGACAGAAUGUAGAAUAUGUUUCAAGAGUCAUGCAUAUAUAGUAAUUCGAUGGUGGCU